Messenger RNA from Hibiscus syriacus, 3586 nucleotides. RefSeq lists its product as uncharacterized. The record is from RefSeq and is a predicted model, not a curated record. NCBI's taxonomy places the organism in Eukaryota, Viridiplantae, Streptophyta, Magnoliopsida, Malvales, Malvaceae. Gene Ontology annotation, cellular component: piccolo histone acetyltransferase complex. Bases 777 to 3047 code for a protein of 756 amino acids. The transcript has 4 exons. Gene Ontology annotation, biological process: regulation of transcription by RNA polymerase II.
UAACUUAUUUGGUACAAAUAGCCUUUGGCUGCUUCGUACUUUGUUGUUACUGCAGUGUGGAAUGGUGAUGACUGUCUGGCCAAUGGUUCACAUGGAGAUCCUUUUUGUUGAUAAUGAAGUUGGAUUAAGGUUUUUCUUGUUUGAAGGUUCCUUGAAAAAGGCUAUAGCUUUUGUUUUCCAGGUCCUUAUGGUAUUUUAUCGACCUACUGAGCAGGGGAAGUGUCCUGAUCUGCAGUUGCCUAUAACUUCAAUCAGGUUCAACUUUUCUUGCUCUCAAGAUCUUAGGCGGCAAUUUGUCUUUGCUUUUUACAACUUCCAUGAAGUGAAGCAUUCAAAAUGGAUGUUACUGGACUAUAAGCUGAAAAGACAUUGUCUACUUAAUAGGCAACUACCUGUGUCCGAGUGCACUUGUGAUAACAUUAAGGCUCUUCAGAAUGGAACUAAUCAGCUACUUGGUUCUCCUGCUUGCAAAGACUCCUCAACAGUUGAGGGUUUAAGGAGGAGAAAGUAUAGGCCAGGUAUCAGCCAUAUGGGUGUCUCCAAAGAAUCUAGUUUUCUGGGAGUUGGCCAGUUUUCUUGCAAUUCUGAGAAGCAUAGAAAUCUUCCUCAGUUUGCCUUUCCUUUUGGUGCUGCCCUACUUUCUUUCUUAGUUUGCAUCUUAAGCUACUUAUGGAACGUAGUCUUUCUUGCAUCAGCUUUCGCGAUCAUGACUCCAUUGAGCACCAGGAAGCUCUGGGAAUUUGUUGUUGGAUGACAGUUGUAGUAGAGAUGACUGUAUGAACAAUUCUGAAAAUAGUGUAGAAAAAAAUCUGAAGGGUUCAUUAAAGGAUGUUGCUUUUGAUGCUGAAUUAAUAACUCUUGGUCUCUCUGUUUGUGGUAAUUUAUGUCUGAAGAAGUCCUCACAGAAGUACAGAAAUGGUGAUCAAAUCGUUGAUGGAACUUCUGCUAGCUCUCAUGAACCUGAAGAAAUUGGAGCCAUAGCCAUUGGUUCAUUACCGAAGCAACAGUGUGACCUUUCAGAGUCUCGGCAACUUGAUUUGUCAUCAAAGUCUCCAGUUAAUGGUAAUAAGAAGAAUGGAAGCGGUUGUUCUGUUUUGAAUGGUAUUAGGGUUGAGAUUCCACCCUUUGAUCAAUAUGGAAAGCAUUUUGACAGUGAAUUACCCUGUACACAGCAGUCUGCUGAUUUGAUUUGGAGUAUGACGGGUGGUGUUAUCCCAAGUCCUAAUCCUACUGCUUCUAGAAGUACAUGGCAUCGAAAUAGUAGUAGUUUAUCAAUUGGUUAUCAUGCUCAUGGUUGGUCAGAUGGAAAGGCUGAUUUCUUCAACAGUAACUUGGGAAAUGGACCUAAAAAGCCACGAACUCAGGUAUCAUACUCGAUGCCCUUUGGAAGCUUAGAUUACAGCUCAAAAAAUAAAGGCCAGCAGCAGAGAGCCCUUCCUCACAAGCGAAUUAGGAGGGUUAAUGAGAAGAGAUCAUCUGAUGUUUCUAGAGGCUCCCAAAGUAAUUUGGAAUUACUAUAUUGUGAUGCAAAUGUACUAAUUACUAUUGGUGACAGAGGAUGGCGAGAAUGUGGAGCGCAGGUUACGCUAGAGCUCUUUGAUCAUGAUGAAUGGAAGCUGGCUGUUAAAGUGUCAGGGUCUACAAGGUACUCUUACAAGGCACAUCAGUUCCUGCAGCCUGGAUCCACCAAUCGUUUUACACAUGCUAUGAUGUGGAAAGGAGGGAAAGAUUGGAUCUUGGAGUUCACAGACAGGAGUCAGUGGGCUCUUUUCAAGGAGAUGCAUGAAGAGUGCUACAACCGUAAUUUUCGUGCUGCUUCUGUGAAGAACAUUCCUAUUCCUGGGGUUCGCUUAAUAGAGGAAUAUGAUGAAAAUGUGACGGAAGUGUCAUUUGUUCGUUGUUCUUCAAAGUACUUCCGCCAGAUUGAAACUGAUGUUGAGAUGGCUUUGGAUCCAUCCCGUGUUUUAUAUGGCAUGGAUAGUGAUGACGAACAGUGGAUUUCGAGAAUUCGCAAAUCUUCAGAAAGUGAUGUGAGUAAUUCUUUGGAAUUUUCUGAUGAAAUGUUUGAGAAGGUUAUGGACAUGUUUGAGAAGGCUGCAUAUACUCAACAGUGUAGUCAGUUUACUUCUGAAGAAAUCCAAGAGAUCAUGGCUGGAAUUGGGUUCUUGAACGUAACCACAGCAAUCUAUGGGCAUUGGCAACAGAAGAGGCAGAGACUUGGAAUGCCUUUAAUUCGUCAUCUCCAGCUGCCAUUGUGGGAAAGGUACCAACAGCAAGUGAGAGAGUGGGAGCAAGCAAUGUCUAAAGGUAACUCUAAAGCCAUUGAGAAGCCACACAUGUUUGCUUUCUGUAUGAAACCCCGGGGACUGGAACUUCCGAAUAAAGGGUCCAAACAUAGAUCCCAGAGGAAAAUUUCUGUUUCCGGUCAAAACCAACAUGCCUUGGGAGAUCACGAGGGUUGUCAUUCUUUUGGCAGAAGAUCAAAUGGGUUCCUGUUUGGGGAUGAAAAGAUUCUAUAUCCCGCGCAUAACUAUGAUUCUUUCGAAGAUUCUCCACUGUCUCAAGUUUCACCGAGGUUAUUUUCACCGCGAGAUGUCGGUAGCAUGGGAUACUUCCCGAUGGGAAGUGAUAGGUUCAAUAAGAAUUAUCUCCAUAAACUUCAAAGAAGCAAGUCAAAGAAGUAUGGAACUUUUCUGCCAUUGAAUGAAGCACAGAUGGUGGAUUCAUACAAUCAGAGGCUAAUGGGCAAGAGAAAUGGAAUUCACAGAUGGAACAGGGACUUUCUUGAGUGGCCAAGCCAGCGGCAUUACCUUCCUGGUGGCUUCCAAAGGCAGGGUCCAGCACAUUGGGAUAACUCUGAUAUCGACGAGUUCACAUUGCGUGAUGCAUCUAGCACAGCGCAGCAUGCAUUUAAAAUGGCCAAGUUCAAGAGAGAAAAGGCGCAGAGAUUGCUUUUCAGAGCAGAUCUUGCAAUUCACAAGGCUGUGGUUGCUCUCAUGACUGCAGAGGCAAUUAAAGAAUCUUCCAAGGACUUAAAAUGGUGGUGACGGGUAGAAGAACAACCCGAUGAAACUUGGAGAGUGUUGACUGAAUGAAAUUAGCCAGCACCAUUCAGUUCUUGAGCUGAUGAAAUACGUAAAGAAUCAAACAUUCUUUUCCUCGAAAUGGUGGCUCGGAGUUUUGAUUGGUUGAUUAAGCGUACAAGUGCCAACACGAAAGCUCUACUGGCCUCCAUAUUUUCUUUCUAAUCCUAGCAACAGGUUACACAGUAGUAUAACCGUUGUUUUGAUUCUUCCGGUAAGUGGUGUAUGGAAUUUUGGCAGGUGAUAUUUGUACAGAAUUUUCUUUUUUUUUUCCCGGUCCAUGACGUCGUAGCUCGAUCGUUUUUUUUCUCCUCUUAGCCUGGAUAUGGUCAUAUCGCAGUAGAACAGGUUAGCUCAAAAAAUACAAGCAUGUCUUUUGGAAUCAGAUCGAUGUUUCCCUUUGUGAUUGAAAUGCUUGGAAUUUGGCGCAUUUGUUAGGGAUAUAUGUAUGAAAACAAAAGUCUACAUCUGAAUUGAGAAACAAAAAUUGCUUCAAGUAUCAU